Nothobranchius furzeri (turquoise killifish) is the source of this 2402-nucleotide messenger RNA. The record is from RefSeq and is a predicted model, not a curated record. NCBI's taxonomy places the organism in Eukaryota, Metazoa, Chordata, Actinopteri, Cyprinodontiformes, Nothobranchiidae.
CACCACCUAAAAAUAAGUAAAUGUGACCAAAAUAACUUAGUGUGAGCUUAAUCAUUAAAUAAUUAUUUUAUUCUUAUUCUGAUUAAACAAUUUAGAGUGGCCAUAUCAUUGAAAAUCCACUUUUUGGAGCUUUUUACCUUGUGGUAUUGUUAUUUUCUCAUGAAAUGAUUAAAGCUGGGUUUAUUUUUCAUUUGGGUAGGAAUAGGCCAUGUGGCCUAAAUCUGUAUCACAAUAUAGUAUUUUCUUUUAUUCAUUUUUGCCAAAAUGACUAUUUUUGAACAUUCUCACAUAGAAAGAAAACAAUCUUUUAUAUAGCGCCUCUCAAGAUAAAAAUCACGAGGUGCUUCACAAAAACAAAAAAAUGAAUGUACCCAAAAAAUAAAAGUAUAAAAUGAUAAAAAAUAAAUUAUUACAAAAAUGUUUAAAAGAAGAGAAAAAACAAAUAAGGAAAGCUGCCGUUUUAUCGGAGAGGGCGUAGUGCCAGUUCUGUUUCCAAGGACACUUUCUUCUCAUUCGUUGUGUCAUUGUGGCCAGUGAUGCAUUGUAGGUUACGUUAUGAAUGGAUGGAGCUCAGGCCGCUGGAGGUGAGGUUGACUAAAAAAGACCGUUUAAUUUCUGGUUACAAAGACAUGACUAAGGACCAAGGAUAGAACCCUGUGGCACACCAAAUUCAUGAUCAGGAAGGUAAAGAGGCGAUUUCCAAAUCCUACACACAAGAAAUGCAUUUAAAAAAACAUUUUGCAUUUUAGGAGGUGGAAAUAUGUGUUUUAUUUCAUCAUAACCUAGAGAGUUUUUAUGUUUUUAUUGGACAGCGGAAAGCAUGGAUGAAAUUAAAGAGGCCGAGGCUGUAAUAACCAAAAAGACAAAAGAAGGACCAAAGAAGAAAGAGUUGAAAAGUCAGGAUGAGGAGGAGGAACACAGCUGCUUGAGGAGGAGCCACCCAAUCACACUUGGGAGGAAGAGGAGAAUUAAAAUCAUCCAAUCCAACCAGAGUCCUGAGUGUGACAUCCAGCAAGACAUUCCUUCAGACACAGCAGAUGUUGGACACUCAAACGCUGUCCCUUCAGACAAAGACACAGACGACUCACUCCCCGCAUCUCUUUCUGUCCGCUGCAGCUCUCGUCUAGAUGCUAAACCCCGACGAGUUCACAGUCUGUCCAGCAGAACUCGACACCCCCCUGCUGGAUCUGACUCACCCAAACAGAAUGAAGAGCAGAGCAAAGACUCAGCUGAAGGCCUAGAUGUCUCUCCAUCACACCCUGAGUCCGUUGUCACAGCUUGUCCUGCUGAGAAGGUCUCUGAGUUGCAACCGGAGGUCCGAGAGAGGCGGUACAGCUGUUCCAGCUGUGGUAAAAAGUUCUUCCAGAUUGGUCACUUGAAGAAACAUCAGUUUAGCCACACUCAUGAGAAACCAUUCACCUGCCAGGCCUGUGGGAAACACUACACCUCAGCAGAAAGCUUCAAAGCCCAUCAGAUGAGUCACCGCGGUGAGCGUCCAUUUUCCUGUCCCAACUGUGAGAAAACCUACUGUCUGAGGCGGGACCUGCAGGAGCACAUGGUCCUGCACACCGGAGAGAAGCCUUACACCUGUGAGAACUGUGGCAAGUCUUAUGCACGACGUCCUUCCCUGCGCGUUCAUCGCCGCCUCCACUGCAGCAAGAUGAGCUACACACAGUCUCCAAAGGUCAUUUCAAAUCAUACCAGCUUUAUUAAAGGGGCCAUAUUAUGGAAAAUCCACUUUUUGGAGCUUUUCACCAUCUUCUAUUGUCAUUUCCUCAUGAUAAAUACCCCUAAACCCUUUUUUGACUUCAUUCAUGCAUUUUCCUGUCUCGGCUGCAUUUGACUGAUGUUACGAUUUUUCCUACAUGCAGCAGAAUGUAACCCAUUUGCGUCAUCUGGCAUUUCUUCUCCCCCUGAACCUGUUCUGGUCUCGUUCCAUUCGUCCUGUCUACAAAGAUGCAUGUAAUGGCCAGCUCAGGAUAUGUGUUAGACGACAUGUUUUGUAACAGACUCAGUGGACCAGCGGUUAGAGUGACAGGCUGGCAUAUAGUUUAGCGCAGGCGCGCCUCCUGAUCCCGGCAGUAACUUUUUUCUUCUAUCUUUAGCUACACUUGCCAGUAUUAUGUUUUCCACUCUUUUUCCACUGUUUUUUCUUUGUUUGUUUAGCCAAUGUGAGUCCAUAUGAAGUGAGUCGGAGUGUCAAAUAAAAUACUGCUUUGAAAUGACCAAAUUCAAAGAUCUUUGGAGACACAACAAGUAUUUUGCAGAUAACAAUCAAUGAAACUAAAAUGUAAGUAAAUUUGCUGGCCAUUAGGUGUGUCUUUAUGGACAGGACACAUGGUUUUCACAGCGGCGUUUUGUCCCCAACACAGAGAUAAUUUGUCAGAAUAUCCACUCUGGUA